This is a messenger RNA of Fopius arisanus, 2904 nucleotides long. RefSeq names its product YTH domain containing 1 (gene Ythdc1). Gene Ontology annotation, molecular function: N6-methyladenosine-containing RNA reader activity; mRNA binding. Gene Ontology annotation, cellular component: nucleoplasm. The transcript has 6 exons. Gene Ontology annotation, biological process: mRNA splicing, via spliceosome; regulation of alternative mRNA splicing, via spliceosome. NCBI's taxonomy places the organism in Eukaryota, Metazoa, Arthropoda, Insecta, Hymenoptera, Braconidae. Bases 1077 to 2429 code for a protein of 450 amino acids. The record is from RefSeq and is a predicted model, not a curated record.
CCAGCUCCAUCGGCCGCUUCCCGAGGCCGCAUCAGUCACAAUUGACAAAUAAUUAAUAAUUAGCCCCCCAAAAAGUCCAUCAACAAAUGUCCAGUUACGUGUUACCGUUAAUCCAGUGAUCUCCCCGCAUAAUUAUCACCCAUUCAAUAAUUACGGGCGGGUAACUUGAAUAUAUUUGGCUGAUUCUAUCCACGAAGGAAACGAAGAGAAAAAAAAUUCUGUGGGCAAUGAGAUUGUGAGGUGGAAAGUGGUGAUUUUAUGUGAAGGAAUAUAUACAUAUAUAUAAAUAUAUACGUAAGUGUGAGGCCAAUCCGCAUCACAAGCGGUUUCGUCCCCCAGUACAUGGACUUAUGUUGUUUGAAAACGCACGAACUCUAUUGUUUGAAAGAAAUUUACAUAAUGUUUAUAAAUAAAAUGAGAAUACGAGGAUAUGCAGAAGGAAUACAUCUGGGUCAGGCUCGAAGUUUCAAGUGAUUUAACAGGACAUCCAAUCAUUAAAAUGCCGAAUAUAUUGAGAAAAGUUGUUUAAAAAUGAUGAUAUAAACUUUUCUAGAGCCAUUGUUACUAUUUUACCAUAAGUUUUCUCAAGGACUGCUUCACAAAAUGGAGUAAUUGCUGAUAAAUCGAAAAAAAAAAAUUAUAAUUCAAUAAUAAUUGGUUGAGACCUAGUUAAUUACUGUCUUCAUGACUCACAAAUGGACUUGAUAAUGUACAUCGUGUUUUCAUCCGUGAGACAAAUGCCAAAGGCCUGAGUAUAAUUGUCAACUGUGGACAUUGUUUAAAUAAUUAAUUCGCUUGUAUCUGGAUAGCUUUUGGCCACAGUUCAAUAACAUUUAUAUAAAUAAUGCAAAAUUAUUUGAUCCUAUCGAGUCUUACAUGUCAGCAAUUAUGGUGUUGUUAUUAUUAUGUGAAUUGUAUGGAACUAUUUUGUCGCCGUGAAAAAAGACAUUUAUUGACGCACUGGGAUACCGGAUGAGAGAGCAUCACAAUUAACUAGUCACUAUCAAAAAUCCAUUAAUAAAUGAAGGAAAUUUAUUGAUUGAUUGACUGUUUGAAUUCAAGAAAUAAUCACUAAAAUGGACAAUAAUGUUGAUGGAGACAAUUUGAAUCUGAGCUGCGGUGAGAAUGACAUGGGGGAUGAGUUGAAAAUUGGAGCUGACGAGACAUACGAUACGAGAAGUGAGGUAUCCUCUAGCUCAUCGGAUUCAGACUCGACACAACCGAGUAUAAGUUCAGUAUCGACAAAAUCAUCUCGUGGUGACAAUAAACGCAAUCGUAGAACACGUCUUGGUAAACGCGGUCGCUCGCGUGAUUCGAAAUCAUCGAGUCCCGAGGUAAAACGUGCCAGAUCCAAGGAUAGCAAAGCAACACCAAAAAACUACGACUACACCACUAAACUCAAUUACUUGUUUAGAGAUGCGAGAUUUUUCAUCAUCAAGUCCAACAACGCUGAGAAUAUAACUCUCUCCAAGGCCAAGGGAGUCUGGAGUACUCUACCGCAGAAUGAAGCUAAUCUCAAUCAGGCUUACAAGGAGUCGAGGAAUGUUCUUCUCAUUUUUUCGGUCAAAGAGUCGGGAAAAUUUGCGGGAUUCGCCAGGUUGAGCACUGAGUCGAGAAGAGAUGGGGCACCUAUUUCGUGGGUACUGCCGCCAGGAUUAUCAGCAAAAGCUCUUGGAGGUGUAUUCAAGGUGGACUGGGUAUGUAGAAAAGAAUUACCAUUUACAUCUACCCUCCACCUGUACAAUCCCUGGAACGAUGGAAAGCAGGUGAAAAUAGGCCGCGAUGGGCAGGAGAUCGAGCCUAGAGUUGCUGAAGAGCUCUGCAGAUUAUUUCCAGAAGACGAUGGUAUCGAAAUGACACCAAUUCUACGAAAAUCUAAAGAGGCAGCGAAGAAUGUUGUAAAAACAUCAAGAAGAACUAGAAUAACCCGUCCAGUGGGGAUAUCCUCACGAUUCCUGAGAACACGUGGUGGUGCACGAGGUGGACGACGACUUUUUUUGACAUCAAGAUCUCGAUUGGCUUCACUAGCAAGAAGUGGACAUUUGCCUGAUCAAAGGGGACCUGGGGACUACAACCAUCGCUACUCCUCGUGGUUCAAUCGAGGAGAUAGCUCUUACUCCAAGAGCUAUGGCACAUCGAGCAUCGCAGCUGCAGCUGAAGCCUACGUGGCAGAUUACAUGCGAACAAUGCAGCACCAAUUACCCCCAUUACCUCCCUACAAUACUCCUUACGAUUCCAUACCCCCGCCUCCACCACCUCCACGUUAUUACGACGGUUUACCUCUUUACACUGGCUCAAGCUCCCUCGACAAACGCAGCUACGAGCGCAGUGUCGACGAGUUUCUGUGGCGAACAGCAAGCCGACACAGUCGUCACAACGAGCAUCGAUCAUCCCGCGAUCAUCACCACAGACAUCGCGAUCGCAGAUGAAUCCAGUGAAAAAUAAAAAUUCCUUCGAUUUUUCGUUUUAUAAAAUUAUCCGGUGGAGCUCAUUAUUUCGUCAAUUUAUUUUAUCACCGCACGAAGAAAUAGUAAGUGAAUGCUCAUCGAAUUAAAUCGAAUCGAAUAAUCGAGCCAAUCAAUUUGUAAUUUACGUAUUUGAUUGAAUCUUUCCACUGCACGAAAUAGUGAUGGAUCUGUGGCAAUCACUGCCUAUUGAUUGUUGUAGAUUUAAAUUUAAUUUGAAUAUUCGGAUAAAUGAGUGCUUGCGACAGAUUUAAUUUAAGAUUAGGUAGUAAAUACCACGCAUAAGAGAAUACUGGAAUAAGUAGGCUAGUGAGAGCAGCGUGCGCCUUGAGUGGAUGAAAAAAAAACGAUCUUCUCUAGUUACUAUAGUACAUAAACUCAUACUUAUUCAAUUUUUUAAGCUACACAGUGGAAUAAACAACUUGGCAUUGGCAUGAAA